Diaporthe batatas is the source of this 2048-nucleotide messenger RNA. RefSeq lists its product as uncharacterized. The transcript has 2 exons. Lineage: Eukaryota; Fungi; Ascomycota; Sordariomycetes; Diaporthales; Diaporthaceae. The coding region runs from base 315 to 2048 and encodes 577 amino acids. Gene Ontology annotation, cellular component: Golgi apparatus; endoplasmic reticulum. Gene Ontology annotation, molecular function: phosphoenolpyruvate transmembrane transporter activity; antiporter activity. Gene Ontology annotation, biological process: phosphoenolpyruvate transmembrane import into Golgi lumen. The record is from RefSeq and is a predicted model, not a curated record.
GGCACUUCCACCCUGUCCAACAUUGGCAUCCCCUGUAAACCAACGCACUCCACGACAGCAUCAUCGCUGCUUGCCAAGCCGAAGCCUGCGCCUCCGUGCCUCUACCUCUCGAUAGGAAGCGACACAAGCCCACACUGCCAUCGACCCGAGACCAGCACAAGGGCCCAUGGCACCAGCUGCCAUCGCAAUGAUCCGGUAGAGACACCGACGCCUCGAUUCGCCUCUCCAGUCGCUCGUUUACCGCAGUCGUCCACCACCACCUUUCCUACCUGCACCGUCUCGCGCCGCCACAACUCUUGGACCAGCCUCACCUGAUGCCGCAUUCGACGUCCUCCGCGUCGGAGCGGCGCGACCCCUCGCAGAACCGUUCCAAGGGCAAACGCGAUGCAAGCGUUGACUCUCGCGAAGCCGCCACAGAGAAGUUUCCCGACUUUGACUCGUCCUCCAGCUUCUACACCUCCGGCUCGGGCCCCACCCUCGCACAAGGCCGCCCCGGCAGCAGACAGAAUGGCUACUCAAACGGUAGCUCGGCACCUUCCAGCAGCGAGCGAUGGGCCCCUCGGAGAGAGAGUUCAGCGCGGGGUGUCAAGUGGGGGCCCACGGGCACACCGUCGCGCGGCCACGGCCGGCAGAAGAGCAUCACCGAAGCCGUCAGGAAUAUCCGGGCUCGCGGCGGCAGUGUCAGCCAGAAUGCCCAUGAGAUUGCCGGCGCCCUCAGGGCCCCUGUCUCUCCGAGACUCAUUAUCCUGUGCAUCAUGUGGUACGCGUCAUCUGCACUCACCAAUACAUCGGCCAAAUCCAUCCUCAACGCCUUUGCCAAGCCUGCCACCCUGACCAUGAUUCAAUUCCUUUUCGUAUCGGCCUACUGCCUACUGUUCUCGUGGCUCGCCGCUUCAUCCUCAGCCGUCCGGUCCGCCGUGCCGGCAUUGAAACACGGGAUCCGCCCGCCGAGUGUGGAGGUCCUCCGGUCGACGAUGCCCUUGGCCCUCUUCCAGAUAGGGGGCCAUCUUUUGAGCUCCAACGCGACCACCCUGAUACCCGUGUCCCUUGUCCAUACAAUCAAGGGGCUUUCGCCCCUGUUCACUGUUCUGGCUUACCGCUUCAUCUACGACAUCAGGUACCCAUCCGCCACCUACCUGUCAUUGAUCCCCCUGACCGCCGGCGUCAUGCUUGCAUGUUCUGGGAAACACUCCAAUUUUGGCGGGCAGCUCCUCGGGAUCAUCUAUGCCCUCCUUGCCACUCUCAUCUUCGUGACUCAAAAUAUAUUCUCCAAGCGUCUCUUCAACGAGGCCGCGCGCGCCGAGGCCGAAGGGUUGACUGCAAAGACGCGAAAGCUUGACAAGCUGAACCUCUUGUGCUAUUCCUCCGGUCUUGCCUUUGUAUUGACAGCGCCGAUCUGGUUUUGGAGUGAAGGAAUCGGCAUCAUCGGUGACUUCCUCCACGACGGCGCCGUUGAUCUCGAAGAGGGCCCCGACACCUUCGACCACGGCCGCUUGUUCGUUGAGUUCGUCUUCAAUGGCACCUUCCAUUUCGGCCAGAACAUAUUGGCCUUCGUCCUCCUCUCGAUGGUGUCUCCCGUGACAUACUCGGUAGCAAGUCUUCUCAAGCGAGUAUUUGUUAUUGUCAUCGCCAUCCUCUGGUUCCGAAGCCCGACAACUAGGCUGCAGGCUGUAGGCAUCGGGCUCACCUUCUUUGGUCUCUACCUCUACGACAGGAGCAGCGAGAAGAACAAGGCGGACCGCAGGGCACGGAACAUGACCGAAAGCAAUGUGACCCCAUUGUUACCCCUCAACACAGCUGAUGGACUACGAGUGAACCAGCCUGCUACCGUCUUCGAGAGCCCUGUGUCUAUCGCGCCAAACCCUGCCGCCCACCCCUACACCAACGGAUAUUCCAACAGCAACGGGCACAACGACGACAGUAAGAAGUCGGACGACACCGGUACUGUACGGACAAGAGCUCAGAGCAACGCGCAGUGGCUCCCGCCAGGAACGAGGCAGGAAGAAACCUGGCGGCUAGGUGAUCAGGACGCUCGUCGCCCGGCGUGA